AUGUCUUUUAUGCCAAUUGAUCAAGCUAUAGAACACUUUAAACAAAAUAAAUUCGUUAUUGUAAUGGACGAUGAAAGUCGUGAAAAUGAAGGGGAUUUGAUUUGUGCUGCUGAAAACGUUACUACAGAACAUUUGGCAUUCCUAGUACGUCAUUCUUCAGGUUACGUUUGUACCCCUAUGAGUAAUAAAUUUGCCGAUAGGUUAGAUUUACCUUUAUUAAGAACUGGAAUGAAUUAUGUUUCGAACGCAGACGAUAGACAUGGUACUGCUUACACUAUUACUGUCGACGUUGCUGAAGGAACAACUACAGGGAUUUCUGCUCAUGAUAGAGCUUUGACUUGCAAAACUUUGGCUAAACCAGAUGCUAAACCUACAGAUUUCUUGAAACCAGGUCAUAUUUGUCCUCUAAGAGCAGUUGAUGGCGGUGUCUUAAAUAGAAGAGGUCAUACUGAAGCAGCCGUUGAUUUAUGUCAAUUGAGUGGAUUACAACCUGUCGGUGUCAUUUGUGAGCUGGUUAACGAUCGUGACGGUUCAAUGAUGAGAUUAGAUGAUUGUAAAGAAUUCGGUAAAAAAUAUGAUGUUCCUUUAAUUACAAUUGAUGCUCUGGCUGAUUACAUUAAAGCUCAAAAAUAA
Maudiozyma barnettii is the source of this 633-nucleotide messenger RNA. RefSeq names its product 3,4-dihydroxy-2-butanone-4-phosphate synthase RIB3 (gene RIB3). Gene Ontology annotation, molecular function: 3,4-dihydroxy-2-butanone-4-phosphate synthase activity. The record is from RefSeq and is a predicted model, not a curated record. Gene Ontology annotation, cellular component: mitochondrial intermembrane space; cytosol. Gene Ontology annotation, biological process: aerobic respiration; riboflavin biosynthetic process. The transcript has a single exon. The coding region runs from base 1 to 633 and encodes 210 amino acids. NCBI's taxonomy places the organism in Eukaryota, Fungi, Ascomycota, Saccharomycetes, Saccharomycetales, Saccharomycetaceae.